This is a messenger RNA of Cicer arietinum (chickpea), 1841 nucleotides long. RefSeq names its product equilibrative nucleotide transporter 1. Lineage: Eukaryota; Viridiplantae; Streptophyta; Magnoliopsida; Fabales; Fabaceae. The record is from RefSeq and is a predicted model, not a curated record. Gene Ontology annotation, biological process: nucleoside transmembrane transport. Gene Ontology annotation, cellular component: plasma membrane. Gene Ontology annotation, molecular function: nucleoside transmembrane transporter activity.
CAAUUAUUUUUCUUAAUGACAGACUCAAUUGUUGGAAACUUGCAAUAACUCACCAUUUGAAAAUAUUAUAUCAACAAGAAUGGGAAACUGAGUUUAGCAUCAAAUAUUAACCACCAAGAAAUCCUAUCCCGUUCCGGUUAAUAACCCGAAAACCCGAACGGGAAACCCGAAAAUUUUACAAUGGUGUUCACCGAUUCCGAUUCAACUCUUCUUCUACCAUCAGGUUCAGGAACAAAGAAAAAAGCACCAGAAGACAAAUUUCAUUUAGCGUACAUAAUCUAUUUCACCCUUGGUUUCGGUUACUUACUUCCAUGGAACGCAUUCAUCACAGCCGUUGAUUAUUUCUCUUAUCUUUACCCUAAUUCAAGCGUUGAUCGAAUCUUCGCCGUUGUUUACAUGCUCGUUGGUCUCUUUGGUCUUUCCAUUAUUAUUCUCUAUAGACACAAAUCUCAUGCCUAUGUUAGGAUCAACCUUGGUCUUGUUCUUUUUGUUGUUUCGUUGCUUAUUGUUCCUUUAAUUGAUGUUUUUUAUGUUAAGGGUCGGGUCGGGUUUUAUUAUGGGUUUUAUUUUACUGCUGGUGCGGUUGGACUUUCUGGUGUUGCUGAUGCUUUGGUUCAGGGUUCUAUUGUUGGAUCUGCCGGUGAGUUGCCGGAGAGAUAUAUGCAAGCUGUUAUUGCUGGAACUGCUGCUUCUGGGGUGCUUGUUUCUUUCCUAAGGAUAUUUACGAAAGCUGUUUACACUCAAGAUGCCUCUGGCCUGCAAAAGAGUGCAAAUCUCUACUUCGCUGUAUCAAUUGUGAUUAUGUUCAUAUGCAUGGUUUUAUACAAUCUAGCACACAAACUUCCCAUUAUGAAGUACUAUAAUGAGCUAAAGAUUGAGGCAGUCGCUGUGAACGAAGACGAUGGUCCUUUGACUGGAUCUGUAUGGAGGUCAACUGUAUGGGAUACCGUUGGAACAAUAAAGUGGUAUGGGUUCGGCAUAAUGCUCAUUUAUGUUGUGACUCUCGCAAUAUUUCCCGGUUACAUAACAGAAGAUGUCCAUUCUGAACUUCUUAAUGAUUGGUAUCCAAUUCUCCUUAUUACCUGCUUUAAUGUGUUUGACCUUGUUGGCAAAUCCCUCACUGCAGUAUACCUCCUAGAGAAUGCAAAAGUUGCCAUAGGUUGUUGCAUAGCAAGACUGUUGUUUUUCCCUCUCUUCUUAGGAUGCUUGCACGGUCCAAAGUUCUUCCGAACAGAGAUUCCCGUGACCAUACUGACUUGUCUCUUAGGGCUUACAAAUGGAUACCUGACCAGUGUAUUGAUGAUUUUAGCUCCUAAAACUGUAAAGUUGCAGCACGCAGAGACUGCAGGGAUUGUGAGUGUGUUAUUCUUAGUUGUUGGUCUGGCUGCUGGGUCUAUUAUAGCUUGGUUUUGGGUCAUCUAACCAGGAAAUUUGAUUAAUUAAGGGACUCCAAAAGCUACAUGUAUUUUGACUUCACUCAACGACAAGUCAAAACAUGGACGAGUUUCCUUCAUUUGUUUCUCGAACACGGAAAAACUUGUAAUCUUACCUUUGAAAUGUAUAGGAAAUAACACUUCUUUCUUUUCUUUAUUGUAGCAUCACUUUUACAGGCACCAUGUUGGUCCCUUUGUCUUUGUUCUCCAUUUAUGCUUAGAAUUGAUUGAAAAACAAAAUGUAAAGCCUAAGCAUGUAGGAUAUGUCUGAAAGUUUAAGUUGGUAUUGCUGUGUUUGCAAGAAAGAUAAAUACAUUCCUUUAAAGGAUGCACCUGUCAAAAUCCUUGUAAUCAAAUACUGAAUUUUUUGGAAACACUCUAAUAGAGAAUGAGGGAAAUCAAGUUUUC